Heterostelium album PN500 is the source of this 918-nucleotide messenger RNA. RefSeq names its product SDR family oxidoreductase. The record is from RefSeq and is a predicted model, not a curated record. Lineage: Eukaryota; Evosea; Eumycetozoa; Acytosteliales; Acytosteliaceae. The coding region runs from base 1 to 918 and encodes 305 amino acids. The transcript has 4 exons.
AUGGAACCAAUCUCUGGAAAUUCUAGUCAAGUAUAUAUUGUCACUGGUGCAACAUCAGGUUUUGGAUGGAUUUUAGUAUACAAGUUGUUGACUGCUGGACACUCUGUUGUAGCAACUACCAGAAACAAGGUCAAGUUGGAUCAAAAGGUAGCUGAUUAUUUCAAGAAUGAUGAGAAUGUCUUAAAGCGUUAUUUGGGUUGCCAGGUUGAUCUUGCUGAUCGUCAAUCAAUUGAAUUGUGUGUCAAACAGACCGUACAAAAGUUUGGAAGAAUUGACAUUCUGAUCAACAAUGCCGGAUACUACCUCUAUGGUCACGUCGAAGAUAUGUCCGACAAGGAGUUGAGAGAUAAUUUUGAUGUCAACUAUUUCGGUCCAGUAAACUUUGUCAAGUUAGCUUUACCAUUCCUCAGAGAGUCAGCCAAGACCAACACUACUGGUUCUCGUGUUCUCAACAUUGCUUCUAUGGCUGGAGUUUCUGGUAAUGAAUUCAUGGGAAUGUCAAGUUAUGUAUCUACCAAGUUUGCUCUUGAAGGAUUUUCCGAUGUUCUCUAUUCAGAGUUGAAGCCACUUAACAUUCAUGUUACUAGUGUAAAGCCUGGUGGAUUUAAGACUGAGAUCUUGACUGAGCCAUCACCAUGCUCUGCUCACUACCCAUCUGCCAACUACCCACAUGUCAGUGUUGCCAAUUGGGAUCAACAAAAGGUUGGUUUGCUUAACGGUGAUCCAGUCAAGUUGGUCGAUUUAUUGAUCAAGGUAUGCACCAAUCCAAACCCACCACAACAUUUAGUUAUUGGUCCAGAUGCCUAUGGACUUGUCAAUGGUAAAUACAAGAGAGUUCAAGACGACAUGGCUCUACUCCAAGCUGAGUGCACCGCCACAAACUUUGAUGGUAUCCCAGCCGCCGCCACCACCAACUAA